AAACCCUUCAGAUGAGAUUUCAACCCGAAAGCAGACGCACAGCCCAGACUCCCAGCAUGGUGACUCUGUGCGUCCUUGUGAUGCUCACCCUGGUUUCUGCACUCGCAGGUGUCUCUGGUGACGAGAUCAUCGGAGGACAUGAAGUCAGCAAGCACAGCCGCCCCUACAUGGCCUACCUGCUGAUUGGCAGAGAGCGCAGAAAAACCAGCUGUGGAGGGUUUCUGAUCCGUGAUGACUUUAUUAUGACUGCGGCUCACUGCAAAGGACUCACCUACACUGUUUUGCUUGGAGCCCACAACAUCCUUGAGGAUGAAGCCGCACAGCAGGUCAUACCUGUAGAGAAGGCCAUUCCUCACCCCAAUUACACGAACAUUAACUACCAAAACGACAUCAUGAUGCUGAAGCUGCAGAAGAAGGCGCGCCUGAGCCAUGAGGUGAACCUGAUUCCCCUGCCGGCCGAUCAGAGCAGCGUGGGGGCAGGAGCAGAGUGCUGCGUGGCUGGGUGGGGUUCAGUCAACAAGAAAGGACGCAAGCUCUCUAACACACUGCUGGAGGUGACCGUGACUGUGAAGAGCCUGCAGGCCUGCAGGGACCACUGGGGAGAAGAGUUCAAUGAGAUGAACAUCUGUGCUGGCGUUCCUGAGCGUGGCGUUUGUAAGGGGGAUUCUGGGGGACCCCUAGUCUGCAAUGGGGUGGCACAUGGUGUCGUCUCCUAUGGCAGCAAGCCUUGUGAAAAGAAGCCCAGUGUCUAUACCAACAUCUCUGCCUUCAUCCCGUGGAUUAAAGACAUCCUGGGCAAAAACUGAGCUUUCCAUGAAGAGCAAUGCUGCACAGGGACACAUUUUUUUUUACACCUAGCUGGCUGGCAGUCUUUGUGCAAAAGCCUGCCUGUGAAAAAUGCCUCAUCGAAUUGAAAUUUUGAGAUUGUAUCUUAUUUGCAACACAUCUUGCUUGUCAGAUCCCUGUCACCAAGUGUAUGUGUAAGCUUACUUUGCUUCAAAUAAAGCUUUUUUAUGAAUUGCACUGUGA
Messenger RNA from Lepisosteus oculatus (spotted gar), 1029 nucleotides. RefSeq names its product granzyme B(G,H)-like. NCBI's taxonomy places the organism in Eukaryota, Metazoa, Chordata, Actinopteri, Semionotiformes, Lepisosteidae. Gene Ontology annotation, molecular function: serine-type endopeptidase activity. Gene Ontology annotation, biological process: proteolysis. The record is from RefSeq and is a predicted model, not a curated record.